AUGCCUCCGAAAAAAACCAAACAAACUACCGAGAAGGAAAGCUCUCCUUCAUCGGUGAGAAGAUCUUCUCGGCAAAGAACAGUCAAAAAGACACUAAUCGAAGACGACCUAGAUUUAUUUGAAGAAGAACCCGAGAUAGAAAAGACACAAAAAAGACGCGCUAAGAAAACAGCAGCUUCAAGAAGCAAUCGAGCGAAAAAAUCUUGUCACGAACAAGCUGAUAUAUCUAUAGAUGAGACCUCACGUAGUCAAGAAGGGGAAAUGGAGGGAAUUAUGGAGGAAGAUGUCAAGGAUGAAGAUACCAAAGAGGAUGACGCGUCUCCUUUACCUCAACAAACAAAUAAUGAAGACAAUAUUAAAUUGGAAACAGGAUCUUCUAUAGUUAAUCGAUCCAAAGAUGAUGAUACCGAUACCGAUCCAAUUGUUCAGCAAAGGUGGGAAUCUAUUAAAGAACGACUUUUUGAAAUUCCCAAGAUCCCUAAACCGCCUUACAAGGAUUAUCAAGACAAGUUACUGGUGAAACAUCCUUGGAUGAAAAAGAGGGAUAUAGAUUAUCUUCACAAGCUCCUCACCGAUCCAAAAUCUGAAUUAGGAUAUAAAGUUAUAAAGCAUAUUAUAAAUUAUAAUGUGUACAGUAAUUUCACGAAUGAACAAAAGGCACGCCUUUUGAACCUUUUACCACGUUCAGAAUUGGUUCCGAUCGCAAGUGAUGCUGGUGAACCCAUUGAUACACCGCGAAUAGAACGAGAACGCCAAUCAAUGGGAUUAAAAUUAUAUGAGGCUGGAAUAACGGAUGUAAUAACAGAAACAGAUCCCCUCAAGGUUGUUCCACGCUUCGAUUUUUGGCUAUCAGAUGCGUUUAAAGACGCUCGAUGGUGGUUUCAAUUGAGCAUAAGAUACGGAUACUUUACAAAAAUAGGCGUUGACACUCAAUGGACUAAUCUGGAAAAGUUUAAAACUGAAAUUCCUGAUGUUUGGAAAAACGACGCCUACGAACAGGAUUGGGGUAUUGGGUUAUGGGGAAAAAUGGGAAAUAAACAAAUCGCCGGCGAUUCCGCUCAAAUAACGCUUCCGGAUUUGGCCAAAGCAUUGAUAAUUAAACCGAAUGACACUUUAAAAUAUAAGCGACAAUUUAAAAAUAUCGGUGUGACAGUGAGCAUGGAUGUGAAGGUGAUUUCUAUUAAUGAAUCGAACGGACAUCUACAGAUUAAGCUGAUUAAAGGCAAGCAAAGUAAAACUCUUGACGACAUUCAUAAUCCAACUCGUCUUGAGAACGAGCUUUUGGAUUUUGAUGGUCAAGUACCAAAAAAAUCGCGUCCCAACGGCAACGCCUUUAAAAACUUUUCCAUUCAACGUUCUGCAGAAUACACCCCAAGUUUAUUUGAAGCUAGAAAGGAAUAUUGGGCAAAGAACCAAUAG
Molecule: messenger RNA, 1419 nt
Organism: Acaulospora morrowiae
Lineage: Eukaryota; Fungi; Glomeromycota; Glomeromycetes; Diversisporales; Acaulosporaceae
Source: the annotation of a GenBank genome assembly